CUCCUACAAGAACGGAUGGUUCCGCCCAAGCUUGCGGAAGCGACUUCUGGAUUUUGCACGUGAAGCUGCAGUUAAGAUCCGGGUUAAGCCUCCACCAUGUUUGGCUCUUCCCGAGGCGGCGUGAGAGGAGGGCAGGACCAGUUCAAAUGGGAAGACGUGAAGACAGACAAACAACGUGAAAACUAUCUUGGGAACUCCCUGAUGGCCCCCGUAGGCCGCUGGCAGAAGGGCAAGGACCUCACCUGGUAUGCCAAGGAGAAGAAAGGCGCUGCGUCUCUGUCCCGCCAAGAGGAGCUCAGCGCCAUCCGGCAGGCAGAAGAAGAAGCUAUGAUGGCGGCUCUGAAUGCUGGUGGAAGAAUGGUGUUUUCCAAGGAAGAUAAAGAAGCUGCCAAGCUGGGCCUCUCCGUGUUUACGCAUCAACCAGCGGCCAAGACUGCCAAGCCCUCAACUCCUCCGAGGAAGCUGGAUGAGGAAGGCAAGGAGGCGCUGGAGAGCAAGGCCGCCAAGAAGUCGAAGAAAGAGAAGGUCAAGAAGAAG
This is a messenger RNA of Thamnophis sirtalis, 537 nucleotides long. NCBI's taxonomy places the organism in Eukaryota, Metazoa, Chordata, Lepidosauria, Squamata, Natricidae. The record is from RefSeq and is a predicted model, not a curated record.